AUGAUGGGAGGAGGCAGGGGCAAAUAUGCUUAUUCUCCCCGCCUUGCUCUACAGCAAUCGUCAAAGCAAUUCAAUGCAUUGGACGGCAAGUUGCCCCGCCCACCCAAAAAUUCCCCCUUCAUGGGUCCAAACCCGAGCCACACGGCAUGGUGGGUUGGGUGGCCACGCCCACGAGUAUCAUUUAACAAAUGGUUACUGAAAUCGUCAAGCCGUGUGUCCUCCGUUGUCAGCUCUCCCCAUUUAAAGCAUGUGGAAAGUCGCAAACCAGUGGCAGCGAAACUCCCCUCCCCGCUUGCCCCUGAAAAGCGAUUUCGUGACGAUUGUUUGAAGCGAGAUGGCUACUUAUGUCUUGUCACAAAACUUAUGGAUGGUAACCAUUGGGAGACAAUGGGAUCCCCUAACGAGCAGCCAACGGCACCAGUCGAGGUCGCACACAUCAUACCAUUUUCAUAUGCCAAUUUUUCAGCCAAGGAGGAGGAAACUAAUACGUACCGCAUCAAAACAUACCCCAGCUUUGAUCCAAUAAUGCGGCGAAAUCUUCCAAAAGAUCGAAUCACAGUAGAUAUUCUAAAAGUGAAUGCUAGCUAUCAAGAUCUUAUAUUUAAGAAUAAUUGGUGUGUGGCGGGCGGCUCCUCGGUGACUUGGCACAGCAUUGGAACGGCCCGAGGAAUCCUUAUGGCGAAGCUGGAGAGUCACGAUGUCAGCUUAAUUUCACAAAUUCCUUCUGAUGCCUCAAUUACACAUGGUCUCAGCCCGCUCUUGGCCAAUUUUUCUCAGGACCAUGUGCUUCCGGGUGAAAAGCUCCCAGCGGAGAGUCUCUCCGCAAUUAUUCAAAGGCUUAAUCGAGCAAUAGUCAACAGAUGGCCGAAGAUGAUUCGUUCGUUUCUUAUCUCCGACUAUAAGUUGGUUAUGACGCACGGCGACCUUCAUCCUCGCAAUGUCAUGGUGCUCAAGCCCAAUGUAUCCCCAUCAGAUGUUCCUGCAGAUUGGGUUGAGGUGACAGGCUUACUCGAUUGGGAAAUGUGCGGUUACUAUCCAGAGUAUUGGGAAUAUGUGAAAGCCCUCCAUACAAUUCGCCCGGGAGGUAGCUUUGAUGACUGGUGGGCCUACCUACCAGUUUCAAUCGUAUGUGUGGCCCAAGGAGUAUGCUGUCGGCCAAUUGAUAAGCCGUUGGAGGGGCUAGAAAUGACAAUUGGAACAACCAAGGAGGCCGUAUCACUUAUCUGGAACAAGAACCAGGCAAUAAAAGUCAAUGGACAUAUCUACAAAAGAAGCUCUACUAUCCCAGCAUGUUGA
This is a messenger RNA of Histoplasma mississippiense, 1296 nucleotides long. RefSeq lists its product with no specific name. The transcript is spliced from 9 exons. Lineage: Eukaryota; Fungi; Ascomycota; Eurotiomycetes; Onygenales; Ajellomycetaceae. The coding region runs from base 1 to 1296 and encodes 431 amino acids. The record is from RefSeq and is a predicted model, not a curated record.